Galleria mellonella (greater wax moth) is the source of this 1579-nucleotide messenger RNA. It is a transcript of the gene La, whose product is annotated as la protein homolog. Gene Ontology annotation, cellular component: ribonucleoprotein complex; nucleus; cytoplasmic stress granule. Gene Ontology annotation, biological process: RNA processing; positive regulation of translation. Gene Ontology annotation, molecular function: RNA binding. The transcript has 6 exons. The record is from RefSeq and is a predicted model, not a curated record. NCBI's taxonomy places the organism in Eukaryota, Metazoa, Arthropoda, Insecta, Lepidoptera, Pyralidae. Bases 208 to 1356 code for a protein of 382 amino acids.
UUUUGUCGCUCGCUAUUUGACUCAUUCGUUUUCGUUCGUUUACCGGCCGCAUGUAAGAUUAUAACACGUGUUUUCUCAAAAAUUUUUACUCCGUAUAAAAUUAAAUAAAUAAUUAAAGGUAAAUUAUUAUAUUGUUCUAUUUUUAUCGGAGUACGCUACUAAUUACUCAGCGGGGGUAUACUUUUAUCAUAUCUCCCAGGCAUCACCAUGACUGAAGAGAAGGAAACUGAUGUAGCAACUAAAACCAACGGAGAAAAUACUAAAAAUGAUAGUUGUGUGGACGAAAACGAAGUGGAUAAUGCGAUCAUACGGCAAGUGGAGUAUUACUUCAGUGAUGUAAAUCUGCCUCGUGACAAGUUUCUGCGUGAGCAAGUGAAGUUGGAUGAUGGAUGGAUACCGAUCGAGGUUCUGACCACAUUCAAUCGUCUUGCCAAAUUGUCUAAAGAUGUCAAUGUCAUAGCUAAAGCACUAAAUAACUCUACAUCUGGAUUAUUGGAGGUAUCAGAAGACAACAAAAAAGUGAGAAGAAGUCCAGAGAUGCCAAUUCCAGAGAUGAAUGAGGAACGCCGCAAAGAACUCAUGUCUCGCACAAUUUACGCCAAGGGUUUCCCAAAGCAUUCUGUAUUAGAUGACUUGUUGAAAUUCUUCAAACAGUAUGAGGAAGUGGAAAACGUCUUAAUGAGGAGGUAUCUGGAUUCACACACCAAAGCUAGGCAUUUCAAAGGAUCUGUAUUUGCUACUUUUAAAACAAAAGAGCAGGCUGAAAAGUUUGUAAACUCAAAGCCAGUAAAAUAUAAUGAUACUGAACUGUUAAUUCAUUGGCAAGAGGAGUAUGUAAAGUUGAAGCAAGAAGAAUUUGCAGCCAAGAAAGCUAAGAAGGAACAGAAGAAGGAGAAAGAUGCAGAAGCUAAGGCUGACAAGGAGGAAUUAAAGCUGCCAACUGGAACAGUGCUACAUUUCAGUGAAGGUGAUGACAAGAUGACGAGAGAAGACGUCAAAGAAGCCCUCGGUGCUUUAGGUGCUGAUAUAGCUUUUAUUGAUUUCAAAGUCGGCGAUAGCGAAGGUUGGGUUCGUCUUACUAAAGAAAACGCUGCCAAAGAGGUAUCAGAAAAAAUUACAGAUGGCAAAAUAAAAAUCAAUGAGAAAUCGGUCGUAUUUAGGGUAUUACAAGAUGAGGAAGAGAAAGCUUAUUUGAAAAAGACCGUCGAGGAAAUGGUUAAAAGACGUAAAAACCAGCACAAUCACCACAAACAAAAUAAAGGAAAACACUUUAAAGGCAAACAGGGGCAAGGAAGAAAGAGGAAACAAGAGCAGUCUGAUGAUGGUCCACCAUCCAAAACUAAAGUCUCGAGUUAGUUUAUAAUAUAAUAUUAAUUUUUAUAUUGGAUAUUAUAUAUAAUAAGUGAAGGUUUUAAAAGCCUCGAGAAGUCGUAAAUCUUUGUUAUCUUUUUAUUUUCACUAAUUAAAUGUCACUAUAAUAAUGACUUAUUAUUACUGUAUUCAACUGUUUUACUUAUGAAAGAUUGGAUUUCAUAAAAAAACUUUGUAUCUAUGUUACAAUAAAUCUGAAUAUCUUCGA